AUGAAGCUAGAACUAUUUAUAUUACUAUUUACUAUAUUAUAUAGGAUUGAGCUGGUGUCGGCAGAGUGUAAUAUACCAAUAGUUUUGAGAAACUCAUGGUUUUCUUUUGAAAAUGGUCAACAAACAACGACUGAUAUCAAUGCUUACGAAAUGACUGGCAGGGGUUUAUGUGUGAAUAUAAAAGCUGAGUCUCAGUCAAACUAUACUAUGGUAUUUAAAUAUACAAAGUGCUACUAUUGUGUAAAGCUUGUUGUUCGUACUGUAAAUGUUCUGGAGAAGAUUGAAAGUCCCUGUGUAGAUUUAGAACCUCAUGAAGAACCAACUGUGGAGCGUGUUUGCAAAAAUCUUAAUCCUGACCAGUAUUUCAUAACCUUGUUUGCUGAAAAUUUUGUUCCUGUUAAUUGUCGAUCUUCUUUAGAGGGAGUGUGGCAGUUUACAUAUCAAAACCGAUUUAGAUUCACAGGUGAAUGUAGCCACCCGGAAGCACAGAUAAAGUCUUGCCAGACAGCUGGAACACAGUUCUUGAUAACAAAUCAAAAGUUUAAUAUCACCUAUAGAAAGUGCCCUGGAAUGUCAGGCACAUUUGAAGGAGUUGUUGAAUACAGUUGUUUAGGGCAUUGGUUUGUUAAUAAGAAUCAGUUCUUUGCUGUUGCCAACACUAAGGAGUCACGUAAAGAUGAGAGAUACCGCUGCUUCUUGAGAAACAGAGAUGAUGAUUUGUUUAUUGGAGCAUCGAUUACACCCGAAUGUAGCAGUUUGAAAACAGUGGAAAAAUCUCCUGAAAGAUACAAGAUUACACCUGUUAAGGCUGAAGUAGUAGAACCUGGGUGUCGAUUGCCACAAAACUUCUCAGGCGAUUGGAUAAAUACGGCAAACAUUGACGCUGAUGUAUUUAUAAACGAAACCCACAUUAUUGAAACGUAUUAUCCCGAUGAAGGACGGUACAGACGAACUAUUUAUGUUUGCAGGGAACAACGUGACAGUAGAGUGAUGAUGGCCCGUUUGACAGUUGACGGUUGUCAAAAGGAUUAUGUAUGCUUUGACUUUGUCCCGCAACAUCACAACGUUAUAAGAUAUCGUAAAGGAUUAGCCAUGACACAGAACAACUUCCACACCGUAUGCUCCUGGGUACAAUUCCAGAACAAACGAAAUUGGCGUUAUGAUAUCUUCCUGAAGAAAGACCCAACACCGAUAAGAUGUCCUGUUGCAGGGAAAUUUAAUUUUACCCAAAAAGGAGAUGUAAAGUUUGAAACUAGGAUACUCGGUGGUGUUACAUUAAGUCCCCGACCUAAUUUGUACUGUAAAAUCAAUAUAAGCGAUUUCUCUGUGUGCGAUGUUGAUCAGAAAACUGUACAAAUAAAGGAAAAUUAUUGCCUUUCGGUGGAUCAUUUGGGUAGACCGGUGGAUAUAUACAGUGAUCCCGAUUAUAAGAUGAAGUGUAUUGGCUAUUGGAAGGAGAAUUUGAAGUCAUACCUGAUAACAUAUGAUGAACUUGAUCCGUUUUCAAAGUAUAGAUGCUGGGUGUACCAAAGAGCUGAUCUUAACAGAGUACUUAUGUCUCAAGCACUCGGAGCUUACUGUGAUUUGAAACAGGAUGUGACGUCAUGGAACUAUACAGAGGGCGCUGCAGUAGCCGUUGAAAUGGAGGAAUAUGAAAGAGAGAGGGAUCAGUGCCCGAUGCAUUUUGAUGAUGGAAGCGAUCCUUGGUCGACGAAAGAGAGUUUUAUUAAAAUAUUCUCUUUCUCAUAUUCAUUUUGGAGAAGAAAUGCAGCUGCAACAUUACUUGCAGCUAAUGUAAUUUUCAUUUUAAGUUUAAGUACAAUACUCAAGUGCCUUACCUAA
This is a messenger RNA of Pieris macdunnoughi, 1842 nucleotides long. Lineage: Eukaryota; Metazoa; Arthropoda; Insecta; Lepidoptera; Pieridae. The record is from the annotation of a GenBank genome assembly.